CUAGGGGCAGAGACAUCAGUUGGAGCUCAAUUGCUGAUCUGAUCACAUCAGACGGACUUGCUGAAAAAGAGAAGCUGAGAUUUCAAGACGAGCAUUUACCGGUUUUACCCUGCGCUUCUUGAGAGAGAAACUCUUUCGCUUCUUCUUUUGGUGGGCUAUUCGCUUUUUUUGGCUUGAUUUGGCUUCCGACGUGGCGAAGGAGAUGUCUUUCCCCCAGCUGGGUUACCCGCAGUAUUUAAGUGCCUCCCAGGCGGUGUAUGGAGGUGACCGUCCGGGAGUGCUGACUCCUUCAUCCCGAGGAGGGAGCGCUGAGAUCGGGGGAAGCGCGUCCGCGGCGGCCGCUGCGGUGUCGUCGGUGUUGGGCAUGUAUCCGUACGCACACAACUACAGCGCCUUUCUGCCUUACACCAGCGCCGAUCUGGCACUUUUCUCUCAAAUGGGCUCUCAGUAUGAGUUAAAAGACAGCCCUGGUGUUCAUCCUGCCAGCUUUGCUGCCCACACUGGCCCUGCCUUCUACCCCUACGGGCAGUUUCAGUAUGGAGACCCUGCCAGGCCUAAGAACGCCACACGGGAGAGUACCAGCACUCUGAAGGCCUGGCUCAACGAGCACAGGAAAAACCCCUAUCCCACCAAAGGCGAGAAGAUCAUGCUGGCCAUCAUUACCAAGAUGACCCUCACCCAAGUGUCAACAUGGUUCGCCAACGCCAGAAGGAGACUCAAGAAAGAGAACAAGGUGACAUGGGGUGCCAGAAGCAAAGAGGAUGAAGAUGGCAACAUAUUUGGUAGUGAUAACGAGGGGGACACCGAGAAAAACGAGGAUGAGGAGGAAAUAGAUUUGGAGAGCAUAGAUAUUGACAAGAUCGACUACAACGACGGAGAUCAAAGCAAUGAGGAGGAUGAGGAGAAGCGCGCGGAGCUCGAGAGCCUGCAGGAGAAACGGCACACGCUUGCGCUCCAGGCUCAUGAGGCCUAUGAAAAAUCCAAAGCAAACGCCAUUUCCGUCAGCAAAGAGCCGUCUGACGGAAACAACAAUAACACGAGGGUACUGUCCCCCAGUCGACAGGGAAGUUUUCAAGUUCCUGUUAGCAAUAAGCCCAAAAUAUGGUCCCUAGCGGAAACCGCAACUAGUCCCGAUAGCUCGCUGAAACCUACGUCACCCUCAGUUCCCGCCACUCAUGCGGGUGCUCACCCGGCCUUCCUGCCCAGCCACGGACUGUACACGUGCCAGAUUGGAAAGUUCCACAACUGGACAAAUGGCGCGUUCCUGGGCCAGAACUCCCUGCUGAAUGUCCGAUCUUUCCUCGGCGUCAAUCAGCAUCACCAUAAUCAUCAUGUUCACGCGCAGCAGCAGCAACAGCAGCCCACGUCGGUGGUGGUGUCAUCUAUGGCAGCCGUGAACAGUGAUAAGGCGCCAGAGGACCUCAGUCCAAAACACAUAGAUCGGGAAAAUGUUCUCAGAAGUGAGUCACCGACGCAACCUUUAAAGUCAUCGUUUCGUCCUCUUCAUGACAGCCCAAGAAACCAGCAGGAAUCAACACAGAGGGUCCUAACUGCUCUCUCUUCCGCUUGAUCAAGACAUUUGCCCUGGAAAAAAAAGACUGAUGGCACUCAUAAUGGGACAAUGAAAACUAAAUCAAUUCAGCAUAGCAUUCAGUUACUCUAAAACAAAUGGCCGAGUUUGAUUAGCACCCGGUGGAGUUGUACAUAAUGACACCUGUGAUCCCUUCCUUACCGUGGGACAUUUGGUAGGCUUAUUUUGUCUUUAUGUGUUGGUGUUUUCCUUUAAGGUGACCCACAUUUGUAAAUAGUGAGUUGAAGGAGUUUGUUCAGAUCAUAUAUUUUGUCUAAUAAACUAAAUGAAAUUAUAGACAAAUUCAAAGUACGCUUUUUUGUGGUUUCUGAAUGGGUUAAGAUAUUAGUGAAGUUACCACAUUUAUUUAUUUUUUCAACUGUUUCUCUUUAUUUAGUUUUAUAGUUGUGUCGUCUUUUUCUGUAAGUGUAUAUUAUUAUAAUUAUAAUUAUUUUAUUAUUAUUAUUAUUAUUACCUCUGAAUAAUCUCUGGUAGUAAUAGGCUACUGAAUGCUUUUUAAAGUGAAAAAUAGAAAUUGCUGGUUGUUUAGUUUGCACAGGGCACAAAAUAGAUCUUAAAAUAUUUUGCGGGAGUGUUCAAAUUCAAUUGUUAAAUGGAGCUGGCUGGAAAUGCAUUGAGGUGCUAAUAAGAGACCAGAUGGCUGCUGGCGGCAGAAAAUGGACCGAAGCAGCUGGGAAUAUCAUUAAGUAAUAAUGUGGGAACGCCCUGUGCAAACAAAAUCAAAUGGUUAAAAUCUAAUCUGUCAGAGAAAGAAAAAAAAAAAAAAAAAAAAAAAAAAAACUCGAUACGAUAAUGAAUUAUUAAUUUGUUCAGGAGAGUGACAUUCAGUUCAGAGGGAGUCUGGAGUGAGGCCUCUGAGCGUCUUGAACACGACACUCCAAAGCGCAGACUUCUUAUAAUAAUAUUUAGCUUAAUAAUUUCACUUUUGUGGCACAAUACUGCGGUUUCAAACAGCAUGACAAAUUAAUUAUAAAAUAAGAGGCUUCACAGGGUGUUUUCCAAUGUUUCUGGGAGUGUAAUUCAUUAAUUUUCCAACAAAAUUUUCACGUAUAACCACUGUUAAAAACUCAUCAAUGAACAUAGAAACAGAAAAAAAAAACAAAAAAAAACAAAAAAAAAAAAUACAAAAUAAAAAUCUAAAAUUAAGAUCUAAGUCUGGCGAUUAAAGCAACUAUAUACAAAGGUUAUUCAAAUAUAUUCAUCAAGAGUUUUUUGACUGUCACAUGUUAAAUGAUUUUAUAUGACACUGUAUGCUAUUUAGAUUUGGAUAUUAUUUUUCCAUUAAACACAUUAUACAGAGAACCAAGAUGCAGAAUUUCAAAUAAAUUAAAGCUUACAGCGACCUCUAUAGAUUCAUUGAGUCAUUACAGCUGUUUUGCACAAAACAGAUCCAGGAACUUAACUGUGACUUUCAGUCGUCCACUAAAAUAAAUACAAUAGCAAUACCAAUAACUCUAAAUAAUAUUCGUAAGAUUGAUUUGAAAUUUUGUUGUUGUUGUUGUUGUUGUUGUUGUUGUUGUUGUUUUGUUUUUAGCCUACAUACAACUUUUGCUACUUACAUUUUGUGUUGUACAUGAGCCUUUAAUGCUUUUCAUGUGUUUGUUUAAUAUUUGAUAUAGCCUAUUUGUAACAGUAAAACUAUUACUGCUUAGGUGAUUGUGCUAGACCUAUGCCAGUAAUAAUUAUUAUUAAAAACAAUAACGAAAAAGGCCAAAAAAAAAAAAAAAAAGAGAGAGAGAAAGAAAAAGAUCCCAUAUGCGCUUAUGUUUAAAGUUCAUUAUCAGCACUAUUUAGCAGUGUCUAAAUUAACAACGGUGACUUUUUAUGUUUAUUUAUUUAUUUAUUUUAUUAUUAUUUUUUCCCCCCAAACCUCUCUAAUGACGUCGCCUUUUCCCGACUUUUUAGGAAAAAGAAUCCUGUUCGGCAUGUCACAUACCCUAUUUAAAGUCUUAACCAUGAUCUUGCUUAAAUGAUUACUGAAUAGGCCUGAUAAUAAUAAUAAUAAUAAUAAUAAUAAUAAUAAUAAUAAUAAUAAUAAUUAGAAGAAGAAGAAAUAGAAGAAAUAAUAAUAAUAGCUAUAAAGACGUAUUAAAUCAGGGCAGGUGUGCAAAUUACAGUUCUCUCCCCGUUAUUUUGUCUUCAUCUCUUUUCAUGUGCAUGUUGUGGUUGAAAUUA
This is a messenger RNA of Myxocyprinus asiaticus (Chinese sucker), 3766 nucleotides long. RefSeq names its product iroquois-class homeodomain protein irx-1-like. Gene Ontology annotation, cellular component: nucleus. The transcript has 4 exons. The coding region runs from base 203 to 1570 and encodes 455 amino acids. Gene Ontology annotation, biological process: cell development; regulation of transcription by RNA polymerase II; neuron differentiation. Gene Ontology annotation, molecular function: RNA polymerase II cis-regulatory region sequence-specific DNA binding; DNA-binding transcription factor activity, RNA polymerase II-specific. The record is from RefSeq and is a predicted model, not a curated record. NCBI's taxonomy places the organism in Eukaryota, Metazoa, Chordata, Actinopteri, Cypriniformes, Catostomidae.